CAUUUUAGUAAAAAUAUUUCAACAAGUGAAGAAUGUUAUCAACUAAACUAUUGAUUUUUCGACGUUCGUGUUAUGCUACCAAAAGAUCAUCAUUACCAUAUCAUUUUCAAAGAUGGUACUAUGCUCAAACAGCUUCUAAAAUCCCAGAUCAAGAUCCAAAAGUGCUGCAAAUAUACGAAGGAAUUACCAAAGGUCACAGGGGAUCUCUUGCACAGGGAAUAACACUAGUUGAAACAUUACACCCGGAAAAAUAUAAACAAGCUCAAAAGCUAUUAUCAAAGGCUGUCAGAUUUUCAAAAAGAGAAUUGACGUUUUCUUCAGGGCAGAAGAGUUCCUUUAGGGUCGGUUUCUCAGGGCCACCAGGAGCAGGGAAAUCCUCAUUCAUUGAGGUUUUUGGCAAGCUUCUUACAACACAGGGGCACAAAGUUGCUGUUCUUGCAGUUGAUCCAUCGUCUUCACGGACUGGUGGAUCAUUACUGGGAGACAAGACACGUAUGACAGAGUUGUCACGUGAUCCUAAUGCUUACAUUAGGCCUUCGCCGACAUCAGGAACAUUGGGUGGUGUAACAAGAAGCACCAAUGAAGCCAUAGUCCUGUGCGAAGCUGCAGGAUAUGAUGUCAUUAUAGUAGAGACGGUUGGUGUUGGACAGUCAGAGUAUGCCGUGGCACACAUGGUUGACAUGUUUGUAUUAAUAAUCCCACCAGCAGGAGGAGAUGAGCUUCAAGGAAUCAAGAAGGGAAUUGUUGAAAUGGCUGAUUUAGUUCUUGUUAAUAAAGCUGAUGGUGAAUUGUUGAUUCCAGCUCAGAGAAUACAAGCUGAAUACAUUAGUGCAUUAAAACUUCUGAGAAAAAAAUCUAAGUUAUGGUCACCACCUGUUCUUAGAGUUUCGGCACAAACAGGUGAUGGCAUUCCGAAGACCUGGGAUGUCAUGCAAGAUUUCUUUGAAAAGAUGUCAGCCGUUGAUGAACUAGAACUGUUGAGACGGAAGCAACACAUAAUUUGGAUGUGGAAUCACAUCAAAGAACACAUCAUGAUGAGAUUUAAGAUGAAUCCUGACGUUAAGAAGAAGAUUAAAAGUUAUGAAAGUCUAGUUGGAGAAGGGCUAAUGACGCCAGGUCUAGCUGCUGACAUGCUGCUGAAAAUCUUUGAGAGAUCUUCAGAAAAUGGAAAGCAAACAGACAAUUGAUAUUAUAUUCUUUUAGUUAUAAGCUAGUUGUAAAUAUAUAUGAACAUAAAUUAUGAAUUAAAAUUGUGUGUUUUUUGUGUGUU
This is a messenger RNA of Exaiptasia diaphana, 1270 nucleotides long. RefSeq names its product methylmalonic aciduria type A homolog, mitochondrial. Gene Ontology annotation, cellular component: cytoplasm. Bases 33 to 1187 code for a protein of 384 amino acids. Lineage: Eukaryota; Metazoa; Cnidaria; Anthozoa; Actiniaria; Aiptasiidae. The transcript is spliced from 3 exons. The record is from RefSeq and is a predicted model, not a curated record. Gene Ontology annotation, molecular function: GTPase activity; GTP binding.